This is a messenger RNA of Durio zibethinus, 1933 nucleotides long. RefSeq names its product Sec14p-like phosphatidylinositol transfer family protein. Lineage: Eukaryota; Viridiplantae; Streptophyta; Magnoliopsida; Malvales; Malvaceae. The record is from RefSeq and is a predicted model, not a curated record. Gene Ontology annotation, molecular function: lipid binding.
AUCAAAGGAAAAGAAAAGAAAACCUUAGAAGGCAAAAUCCAGCUAAAACCAAAAGGUCGGUUUUGCUUCCUCUUUUCUGCACCUUCAAAGUCUUUUUCAUUUUCUUCUUUGGGUUUUGUUUCAGCUUAAUUGGUGUUUAUAGCAUCCAUGGCUGUUGAGGUUAAAGUUGAGGAAACCCAGGGGGCUGAGGUUUCUGUUCCUCAAGAAGAGCCCAAGAAGGUGGUUGCACAAGAGAAUAGGAAAGUUGAUCACUGCGAAGCAAAGACUGUAGAUGAUUCCAAGCCCAACAAAGUUGAGAAAAGCUCUUCCUACAGGGAAGAGAGCAAUUUCCUAUCUGAUCUCAAAGAGUUUGAGAAGAAGGCUUUGUGUGAACUGAAAUCCAAGCUCGAAGCUGCCAUUCUUGGGAAUUGCUUGUUAAAGAAGGAAGAUCCUGAAAAGAAUGAGAAGCCAAGUGAUGGGAAUGAAGAGAAAGAAAAAGCAGUAGCUGACGAGAAAGAGGAGAAGGCAAAAGGAGAACAAGGCGAAAGGCCGGUGGCAGAAGAGGAAUCAAAAACAGAAGGGGGUGAGGAGAAAACAUCCCAAGAAUGCGACGAGAAGAAAUCUGAUGAAAUAGGCAUAGAAAUCAACAAAGAUAUCUCCCUUUGGGAAGUCCCUCUUUUGCCUAGCAAAGGCGGAGAGGCUACUGAUGUAGUCUUGUUGAAGUUCUUGAGAGCUAGAGAGUUCAAGGUCAAUGAUGCCUUCCAGAUGCUUAAAAAUACCUUGCAAUGGAGGAAGGAUGGCAAGAUUGAUUCAAUCUUGAACGAGGAGUUUGGGGCUGAUCUAGGGUCCGCAGCUUACAUGAAUGGCAUUGAUAAGGAAGGCCAUCCUGUCUGUUACAACAUCUAUGGUGUGUUUGAUGAUGAGAAGCUUUAUAAGAAGACAUUCGGGACGGAAGAGAAGCGUGGGCAGUUCUUGAGAUGGAGGUUUCAGUUGAUGGAGAAAGGUAUUCAGAAGCUUGAUUUGCGGCCUGGUGGUGUCACUUCUUUGCUUCAAAUCAAUGAUCUGAAGAAUUCUCCUGGGCCCUCGAGGAAAGAACUAAGGAUUGCCAUGAAGCAUGCUGUCGGAGCCUUACAGGACAAUUAUCCUGAAUUUGUUGCAAGGAAUAUAUUUAUAAAUGUUCCAUUCUGGUACUAUGCCCUCAAUGCACUGUUAUCACCUUUCCUAACACAAAGGUCUAAAAGCAAGUUUGUGGUGGCUCGCCCGGCCAAGGUCACUGAAACCCUUCUCAAGUACAUUCCUGCCGAGGAGGUCCCUGUACAGUACGGUGGCUUCAAGAUGGAAAAUGAUUUUGAGUUCUAUGCCCAAGACGCUUCUGUUUCAGAAAUUAUUGUUAAGGCUGGAUCAACCGUGACCAUUGAGAUACAUGCCGAUGAGGUUGGAACCACAUCAAUCUGGGAGCUGAUAGUUUUGAGUUGGGAAGUAAAUUAUAAGGCCGAAUUUGUGCCAUCAGACGAGGGCUCCUACACCAUCAUCGUUCAGAAGAGCAAGAAGAUAGGGUCACAGUCUCAGGAAGGGCCCAUCCGCAACACCUUCAGGAACAAUGAACCAGGGAAGCUGGUCCUCACUAUUGAGAAUAAUUCCAGCAAGAAGAAGAGACUUCUUUACCGCUACAAGACCAAAAAGAGUUCAUCUUUCUAAGACAAAUUUCUUGAGAAAUGUCACAAAUCUUAUAUGCAUUUUCUUCCUUUCUGUUGAGUUGGUUGUGAGUGGGAAUGGAUGUGGACAUAGAGAAACUAGGUGACAUUAUUUGUUGUUAGAUUUCUUUCUUACUAGUGUAUUCUUUUCGGAUAGUGAAACUAAAGCUUCAUUCUUUAUGCAGGAUCAAUGUGACCAUGUUGUUUCAUGUGUUUGUUUUGAAAGAUUGGUACUUUUUGUUAAUAAGAAAAACGUUCAG